AUGGCGACGGCGCUUCAGAAACAGCUCGCGUCCAUCGCGGCUUCGAGCACCCACCAGCUCGAUCUGCGCGCGCAGAAGUCGGCGCAUGGCAAAUCGCUACUAUUCGAUUCCAAAAUCGCCGCAUCACAAUCCUUCGAGACUGUCUAUCUAAUCUGCUAUGACGGCUACAAGGAUCUUUGCGCAUUGGAUCCGAGGUUUUUGCGCUUCUCUAAGAAUCUGUUCAGCGAGCAGAGCAAGGCGGAAGAUCGCACUCAGAUGACCAAGGAUGAAAACACCAAAUUGAACACAGUACUCGAAGCAUUCAUCACGCUGGUUGGACCAAGGCUACUGUUGAAGCCGGCUGAAAAGGCCCUCGAGUGGCUGGUGAGAAGAUUCCGCAUCCACGAGUACAACACUGAAACUCUUGUAUUCACUUACCUACCCUACCACAACACACCACAGUUCCUUGCGCUGCUCUCCAUCUUGCCCGCACAACCAACGCACGCCAUCCGCUUCCUCUUUCCCUACAUUCAGGCGCCAACAAACGUACCUCAGCGGACAAUCGCGUACACAGCCAUCAAUACCUCACAGUUCUUCAACGCCUAUCAAUCAUAUGUGGCCAAGGUUGUGGAAGCGGGCCACCAGGCCUCGCAUAUGCUGUCCUUCUGGUCGGGAAUCACGGUCGAAGCUAUAUACGGUAUAGUGAGCAACGCAAGCUCUGGCAGGAAGGAUCUCCAGGAUCAAGGAACCGAGAAAUUGGUGCUGGAAUUGCUCCCGGUUCUCAACAGCUGUAUGCGGGCCAAGCACGGAGCUGACACGGUUCUGGCCUGCUACGCCAUAGUCAUCAUGAUGGUGAACCAGGCGAAGGUUGGAGACAAGGUCCUGGAUGGGCUGAUGGAGGCUGUCGUCGUAGCAUACGAUGAAACUUCUCUUCAGUCAUGCCUCGCAUGUCUGGCCAUUAUUGCUGUGGAGCGCUCAACAGCGCAAAUCCCAGCCAAAGUAUCAAGAAAAGUACUCAAGGUCCCUCAGCUCGUGCAGAAGUUGACGGCGCUAUCACAGCAAUGUCAGGUCGAUCGACUUGUGCUGGGCUGUGCUCUUGGUGCGCUCAGCGAUAGCUCCCACGAGAACCACGAACUUUUCAGCGAAUUGAUCGCAUCUGGCCUACUCACCACGUCAUACAUCCAGAUGGUAUUAUCGGCAUUGGUCCAACUCCUUCGUGAUAGUGCGCCGGGUUCUGAAGAGCACGGAGAACUACUUCAGCUCGCUACUAAGAUGGCCGAAUCGAAAGAGCUACAAAGCAUACUGCAGGGAGUCGCGAAACAGAACAAUGUCGAUUUGGAGUCGUUGGGACUUACUGUUGGCCAAACAUUUGAUAUCGCAGAUAUUCCGGAUGAGGACUCAGACGAAGAGAUGUUAGAUGCAGACGAGGAUACAACCGAAAAGCCUCUCGUACAGUUGCCGGAGAUCACCACCAAGAGCUUUUUCGAUGCCAAGUCAGGAAACGAUUUUGCACAAGCCGCCGAUGUUUUCGAGCAGGCUGUAGUCACGAAGCAGACUCGGCAGUUCCUCGUUUCAGAAGCAUUACAGCAAGAGUCCGCACUCAAGCAACCAAUCUACCUCUCAUUCCUCGCUCGCGUCUGGAGUAGCAUCCGACCGGUCGCCGUCCGUGUUGCCGCCCUUCGUGCAGCCGCAUCAUCGUUCGAAAAACUUGAGGCUGCACACGUCCUGCAGAACAUCUUGCCAUACCUUAUUCACGCUCUUGCUGACCCAUCCCCACUCAUUCGACGUUCAGCAGCUGCCUGCGUCGGAUCCUUGGCACGAAAGGCCUCCGCGAAGUCGAAGGCGCAAACCUGGGGAAAGUCCGAUCUCUAUGGGAAAGAAUCGAAGAGCAUUUCAGAGCUUAAGCCUGAGGAUGUGCUUGUGUUCGUUUCGUCAAUGCUGCAGCCGAUCCUGGAAGAAUGCGUCAUGGACUCAAAGUUCAUUAUUCCUGCGCUUCGCGAUGUCCUGGAAGGGACACAAUUAAAGAAUCACGCCAAAAACACUUUCAAGAUGCAAACGAGAACUUCAAUCCUAGGGUUCUUCGCAAGCCACGCCAGCCUUACGCCAGUAUUGGGAGUCCGACUUAGUCUUCUACCGAUCGCAAACAUACGCGGCAAAGUCUCCGAUAACGUUCGCAACAAUACCGUGAUUCCUUUACUGACCGAAUGGUCUAGUCUCCCAACUGCCACCGUGACUGCUAACUGCAACAUCGAAGGCUUUUCGCUUGAUGAGGUGGAGCGCGCUCACAUUACUGCGACGAUGCCUAGGGAGGCGAAGAGCGCUCAGCUGCUACAGGACAUAAUCUCCGGAACACUUAACAAGGACCGCGAAAUUCUAGUCAGUGCUGCCUUUGAGCGUAUCCAUACCUCAUGGUCGUCAUUCAGGUCUGAAGCCAGACACGCGCUGGCUCAGUGUAUGCUCGGCUUAUCUACUAGUGAAAGUAACAACUCUUUCGACAAGCUUUGCAGAGAGCAGUCCGUCGAGAUACUACGCAACGUCGAUCUCGAUUCCGCCAUUCUGGUUAGUUUCUUGGAAAGCAUUCCAUCACCUACAGCGAUGCCUGGAGGACCACCUGCCGCGAAGAGGAGACGAACAAGCCGAAGUGAGAUGGCUCGUGUAGAGCUUUCAUCUCAAGAUGAUGUUCAGCGACUGCUCCGAAAGCUCACAUUGGUCCUUGAGUUGGUUGAAGGAUCCAACCCCGGACAGCACCCACCGCUGUUCAAGCACCUCUUUGGUAUUUUCGCGGAGCUACAACCACUCAAGCAACAGUCUGGAUCUGAGCUAGUGUAUCUUCAAAGCAUCAUUUUGGGCUCACUUAGCCCUAUUGUGAACACUUUGAAGGAACAGGCAGACACCGCCGACUACCAAUCGGCAGUACGAGCGGAUCUACUCAUCGACUGCAUUCGACACUCCAGCAGCCCUCAAGUUCAGAACAGCGCUCUACUCCUCAUUUCCAACCUCGCAUCAUGGGUACCUGAUCUCAUCCUUCACAACCUCAUGCCUAUCUUCACCUUCAUAGGAUCUACUCUGCUUCGCCAACAUGACGACUAUUCUGCCCAGGUCGUCGAUAAGACCAUCUCCCGCGUCGUACCCCAACUGGCUGCCUCUCUCCGCUCGAAGCACAGGGACUUUAUCGCUGGCGUGUCCGAUCUGUUGCUCAGUUUCACUGCUGCCUUUGAACAUAUUCCUCUACACAGGAGGAUGAAGCUGUUCACCGAGCUCGCCCGUACGCUAGGCCCCGAAGACUCGCUUCCAGCUAUUGUGGCGUUACUUGCCGAUCGCUAUCAUAGCAAAGAACAGCGAAGAUUCUGCGCCGACUUGCUGCUUCACUUUGAACCUGUACACACUCUCGUCACCUUCAAGGGUUACCUCGACCUACUCACUGAUGCAGUGGGGCCGAAGCCCCAGGUUUCAGAGACACUGUUCGGCCUUAAGGAGAAGAUCAAAGACAACAAGUUCGAUCUAUCAAUCCAGAGCAUGCUGUCGUGUUUGACAGAUCUUGCGCUCGAUGACAAGGUAAAGGCACACGUUACUAGAGCGUACAGAAAGAAGGAUGAUCCGGAACGGCCGCGCAAGAUCUUUGCAAGCAUUGUCGAAACCACUAUCCAGUUAUCAAAGAAACUGGCAGCAAACCCCAAGACUUACGCGGGUUGCAGCCGUGUCCUCGCCAGCUGCCUGGACCUCUUACCAUCGACCGAUCUCAUCAAAUCGGCACAGCUACUGCUCUCGAGCACAGACUCUCAUGUGCAAGUAGCUGCCGUGAAGGCGGUCGAGCUGCGCGCUGGCACCGCCAAGCAGAACGAUCGCAAAUCUGUGGAGGCCCUGAUCGCUUUCUUGCCCAGUGUCCAGGACCUUCUGGAACAAUCAUCUGAGAUAGAUGUCAAGAUGGUGUCUGUUAGCUGCAUUGACCGCAUCAUCGAGCGCUUCGGAAAGAAGGACGUAUCUGCUGUUGUAUCAGUGGCACAAAUCAUCUCCGGAUCACAGUCACUAUCUAGCAGCGACGAUCGCCUCCGCAUUCUCUCUCUUCUCUGCCUCACGUCUGUUGUUGAUGUUCUCGAGGAUGAAGCCAUCUCGCUUCUUCCUACCGUUUUGCCAACAGCGUUCGAGUACCUGUCGCACGCUAUCGAAGAAGAGAAGACCGGUCUGCACAACGCUGUGUUCACCAUCCUUUCAAACAUCGUUGAACGGUUGGGAUACAUGUUCUCGCGCGACUACCUGGAGACUGCCCUUCGUCUGUGCCAGCGCUCCGCUGCUGCCGACCUGGAACAGACUUGCGACGAAAGCCGCAGCAGUUUCUUUCAGAGCAUCGCUGAGCAUCUUGGAGCCCAGGAGGUCUUCGCUGCUAUUAAGUCCACAUGGCCGAAUGCCGCUUCCCAAGGAUUCGAUGCCUCGCUUGAGCAGCUUGAGCUUCUGCGCGCGACUGUCAACACUCAGACUAAAGCUAAGCUUGUCAAAGCGAGCCCGCCGCUCUUCAGCCUACUUCUGCAGACUUUCCGCCUACGUGAGACUGUCCAGUCUGCCACCGUUGAGGUUGACGAUGAGGAGAUUGAACAGCUGGAAACCACUCUUACUGAUUCAGUUAUCGCUAUGGUAUUGAAGCUUAGCGACGCUACGUUCCGCCCCUUCUUCGUGCAGCUCGUAGACCAGGAAGGCCCCAUGUCUGCCAAGCCUCAACGGGCCAUCACCUUCUACAGGUUCCUCGCCGCCUUCUUCGACAAGUUCAAGUCUCUUGUAACAAGCUACUCAAGCUAUAUCAUCGAACAUGCCGCGAAGAUGCUUACUGAACUUGCGAAGGAUGACUCAGAGGUUACCACACGCAGUGCUGUUCUUGCCGCCCUUCAAAAGACAUUCCAACAUGACCAAGACGGUUUCUGGCAAGCGCCAUCCCACUUCGGAACCAUUAUGCCACCUCUGUUGUCCCUGCUCAACCUUCCAUCCGCAUCGACGUCUACUCCAGAAAACAAUACGAACAAUGUCAUCCCCACCAUCACCGAACUCGCCGUCGCAUCUGCAUCCUCCAUGGAGAACCAUCGGGAGAUGAACAGCAUACUUCUGAAGAACAUGAGGAGCGAUGAUAGGAACACCCGACUCGCAACAGUACUGUGUGAGCAAAGCUUGACAAGGAGACUAGGAGAGGAAUGGCUGGGCUUGCUUCCUGAGAUGCUGCCUUUUAUUAGUGAGCUCAUGGAAGAUGACGAUGAGAUCGUAGAAAGGGAGUGCCAGAGGUGGAAGAAUGGUAUGGAGGAGAUUCUGGGAGAGAGCUUAGAGGGUAUGCUGCAGUAG
This is a messenger RNA of Alternaria atra, 5301 nucleotides long. RefSeq lists its product as uncharacterized. Lineage: Eukaryota; Fungi; Ascomycota; Dothideomycetes; Pleosporales; Pleosporaceae. The record is from RefSeq and is a predicted model, not a curated record. Bases 1 to 5301 code for a protein of 1766 amino acids. Gene Ontology annotation, molecular function: snoRNA binding; protein binding. Gene Ontology annotation, cellular component: t-UTP complex; small-subunit processome; 90S preribosome. The transcript has 3 exons. Gene Ontology annotation, biological process: positive regulation of transcription by RNA polymerase I; maturation of SSU-rRNA from tricistronic rRNA transcript (SSU-rRNA, 5.8S rRNA, LSU-rRNA).